This is a messenger RNA of Punica granatum (pomegranate), 2363 nucleotides long. Lineage: Eukaryota; Viridiplantae; Streptophyta; Magnoliopsida; Myrtales; Lythraceae. The record is from RefSeq and is a predicted model, not a curated record.
GAACAAGACAACGAAGCAAACAGAAAAUAUCUGUUUACAAAGUUUUUGUUUACCUAAAAAGGAAAAAAAAAAUUGCUUAAAUCCCAAAAAAUUUGGAGCUGCAAUAUCUUAUGAACAUAAACAUAUUAUCCCUAAUUUUCUUGGGCAAGUUCUUGUUCUUCUUCCUUUUCCAGUUGAACUAUUUUUGCAUUCUCAGCUCAGAAGUUCUUGAUCCGCUCCCUUAAUUUCCCUCGAGAAAACGGGGGAUUUUCCGACAAGAUCGGUCUGCUUUCCGGUCAGUGCUUUGCUUUCCUUAAAAAGCAUCCCAUUUGGUGUCCCUAGUCCUCUCUCUCCAAUUUCUUCUUUGAUACCCUCUCUCUCUCUCUCUCUCUCUCUCUCCCCCUCGCAUCCCCCUGCUCUGAAGAGCUUGAAAGAUCCAAGAUUUUUUAGGACCCAAUAGAGGGUGGGAGGAGAGAGAUUCUAUAGUGAUGGGGAAGAAGGAGGUGGCGGUAGUGGUGUGCGCGGCGGCGGCUGCGGCGUUGACGGCGGCUGGUGCGGCAGUGGUGGUGAGGCGGCAGAUGAGGAAAUCGGGGAGGUGGGCCAAGGCCAUGGCCAUUGUGAAGGAGCUGGAGGACAAGUGCGGGACCCCCAUCACCAGACUGCGAAGCGUCGCGGACUCCAUGACGGUCGAGAUGCACGCCGGGCUCGCCUCCGAGGGCGGCAGCAAGCUCAAGAUGAUCAUCAGCUUCGUUGACAAUCUCCCCACUGGGGAUGAGCAAGGUCUGUUCUAUGCCUUGGACCUCGGGGGCACAAACUUCCGUGUCUUGCGUGUACAUUUGGGCGGGAAAGGAAAGGGAGUUGUCAAGCAAGAGUUCGAGGAAGUAUCGAUUCCUCCGCAUUUGAUGACCGGGACUUCAGAUGCAUUGUUUGAUUACAUUGCGGAAGCACUUGCAAAGUUUGUUGCCACCGAAGACGAAGGCUCUCAUCCUUUUCCUGGUAGAGAAAGGGAGCUUGGGUUCACCUUCUCGUUCCCAGUCAGGCAAACGUCAAUAGCCUCAGGGACCCUGAUCAAAUGGACAAAAGGCUUCUCCAUAGAAGAUGCAGUUGGAGAAGAUGUUGUGGCUGAACUGACCAAAGCUCUGAAACGAGUUGGCCUUGAUAUGCGAGUCAAUGCCCUUGUGAACGACACAAUCGGGACAUUGGCAGGUGGUAGAUAUUACAAUCCGGAUGUCAUAGCUGCUGUCAUCUUGGGCACUGGGACGAACGCUGCCUAUGUUGAGCGUGCGACUGCAAUUCCCAAGUGGCAGGGUCCUCUCCCCAAAUCAGGAGAAAUGGUCAUUAACAUGGAGUGGGGAAACUUCAGGUCAUCACACCUUCCACUGACAGAAUAUGAUCAAGCUUUGGAUGCUGAGAGCCUAAACCCCGGAGAGCAGAUUCUUGAGAAGAUAAUCUCUGGGAUGUAUUUGGGAGAGAUUUUGAGGAGAGUUCUGUUAAGAAUGGCUGAAGAAGCUGCUUUUUUUGGGGAUACUGUUCCUGCAAAACUUAAAAUACCUUUCAUACUGAGGACGCCGGACAUGUCUGCAAUGCAUCACGAUACAUCUCCGGAACUUAAAGUUGUAGGAAAAAAAUUACAGGACAUUCUGGAGAUAUCGAACACCUCCCUGAAAGUGAGGAAGGUAAUCAUCAAGCUCUGUGACAUCGUGGCAACCCGUGGGGCCCGCCUCUCUGCUGCCGGAAUCCUCGGCAUCUUGAAGAAGUUGGAGAGAGAUAAUAUCUCCAGCAAUGGAAGCCAGAAGUCGGUCAUAGCUCUCGAUGGAGGCCUGUUCGAGCACUACACGAAGUUCAGCUCUUGUAUGGAGAGCACUCUCAAGGAGUUGCUUGGGGGGGAAGUUGCUGACAAGAUUGUGAUCGAGCACUCAAAUGAUGGCUCGGGGAUCGGGGCUGCCCUCCUGGCCGCCUCUCAUUCCCCAUACUUGGAUGCUUCAGAGCCCUGAGUCUUGUUGGACCAAGCUUCAGGUCCCAGUGGAACUGUGGAAAUGCCAAUUUAUAUCAUUUGGUUUGAUUUUUUCCACCUCCUUCCCCCUGAAGGUAAUGCUUCGGGAUCGAAGAAGCGUUAAGUGUGUCGUUUCCGAGCUCAACUUCCUUGGUUAUUUAGGCACGUAGCUGCCUUGCGUGACUCCCCCACUUCACCGGGAAAUAUCUCUAGACGGAGCACCGACUCCCGGCUGACAUUGUUUAAGUUCAUCUCUCCUGAGUUUUAUGAAUAAACGGGGAGAUGAGCCUUCAUUCGAACUGCCUGAAGCAUAUUCUUACCAUACGGUUUCCAUAGCAAAAUAAACUCUUCAUUUUGGCCUUUGGUGGUAGAAUGCGGGAUUUUUACCUCA